CAAAAAGAUUUGGAAAAGUUCCAAUAAUUUUGCAUUAUGCAAAACUUUACUGAGUUUAGUGUUUGACAAACUAUUCAAUCAGCUCACAAAAUGUGUCAAAUAAAAGUUGUUUUUUAUUUGCCAGAUGCAACUUAUUUUGGGGGUGACAAAGUCUUGAUUUUGGGAUGUUAUUGCAUUUAAUCGGUUAUUGUAUAUUUGGCCUGCUAAUUCCUAAAAGAUUGGUUAUUCAUUUUGCACAGUAUAAAAUCAUUCGUAAUGAUGGUAUGACCUGUCAUAUCGGGUGGGAUGUCAUAUCCCUGGAGGGAUGGGCCCCUCCAGAAGAGGUGAGAGAGCUGAGGAAGAGUAGGGGGGAGGGCUGAGAGAUGUUUUACUGGAGGAGGAGGAGGAGGAGGAGGAGGGGGUCGUCCUGGGAGGGAACAGGGGUGUGGAGGGCCGAGUUUAAAAAGGCAGACAGCGUCAACAGUCACUCACUCUCUCACACAAUCUGCCCUCUCCUCCAACUCAGCUCAACCUACAGCUCCUGUGAUUCUCUCAUUUUGCCUUGGAUCUGUACAGGACUCUAUCUUUUUGAUUCUGAAAACAAAGGAUUUUUCUCCCCGCUGCAGCAUGGAGACCGCCACUGGGGAAUAUGUUGAUAACUAUGACUAUUAUGAUGACAAUGAGACUGCCUGUGACUUCUCAGAGUGGGAGCCAUCUUACUCCCUCAUCCCGGUCCUCUACAUGCUCAUCUUCAUCCUGGGCCUGUCAGGUAACGGCGUGGUCAUCUUCACCGUCUGGAGAUCCAAAUCCAAGCGUCGGGCUGCAGAUGUCUACAUAGGCAACCUGGCCAUUGCUGACCUGACCUUUGUGAUAACCCUGCCUCUCUGGGCGGUGUACACAGCGCUGGGCUACCACUGGCCCUUCGGCGUGGCUCUGUGUAAGAUCAGCAGCUACGUUGUUCUGGUCAACAUGUACGCCAGCGUCUUCUGCCUCACCUGCCUGAGCUUUGACCGCUACCUGGCCAUCGUGCACUCUCUGUCCAGCAGCAGACUGCGCUCUCGGAGCACCAUGCUGGCGUCCUUGGGUGCUAUUUGGUUCGUGUCCGGCCUGCUGGCGGUGCCCACGCUGCUCUUCCGCACCACUGUAAGCGACCAAAACAACCGGACCACAUGCGCCAUGGACUUCAGCCUGGUGACCUUGAACCAGAGGCACGAGUACCUCUGGAUCGCCGGGCUCAGCCUGUCCUCCUCAGCCUUGGGGUUCCUCCUACCUUUCUUGGCCAUGACCAUCUUCUACUGCUUCAUCGGCUGCACCGUAACGCGCCACUUCAACAACCUGCGCAAGGAGGACCAGAAGAAGAAGCGGCUGCUGAAGAUCAUCACCACGCUGGUGGUGGUUUUCGCCAUCUGCUGGACUCCCUUCCACGUCCUGAAGAGCAUGGACGCCCUCUCCUACCUGAACCUUGCUCCGAGCUCCUGCGGCUUCCUGCGCUUCCUGCUGCUGGCUCACCCCUACGCCACCUGCCUGGCCUACGUCAACAGCUGCCUCAACCCGUUCUUGUAUGCCUUCUUUGACCUGCGCUUUCGCUCCCAGUGCCUGUGCCUGCUCAACCUGAAGAAGGCCAUGCAUGGCCAGAUGAGCUCCAUGUCCUCUACGCUCAGUGCCCAGACUCAGAAGUCAGAGAUUCAGUCUCUGGCCACCAAGGUGUAGAGGGUAGAAGGAGAGGUGGAGCGGGGCUGCGGGUCAGUCCCAGCUCCAACCACUGGAACACUUGUAAAAAUAAAACUUUACGUGUCCGUUAUUCAAAGCUGGUAAACUGAGAUGAUGAACUUUCACUGCUCACCGUCAUGAAAUCCAUAAUAUGUUCCUCCUACUCUACAGUGAGAGAUGUGGAUGCUCUGCAUGUCGUGUGGACCUGAAGCCGGAGCCAGCUGGCUGAGCUCCUUUAGCUGCUUUGUUCCUCAAAUUCUCAGAGAAAAAAUAUUCUAUUUUUUGUUUUGUCCUGCUCUGCAAAAAUUCUCAUUUCUAUCACGAAAAGAGGGCAGAAUUAUGAUUUUAGAAACACACACUGAUGUUGAUGAUGAAUUCAAUUUACGCAGAACUCUGUUUACACUGGAUGAAACAUAAAGCUGUACAGUAUUUUCAUACCAUAGCAUUUUGUUUUUCUUGUUCAGAUCUAUUGCUGUUUUGUUUUAGAAGCACUUGUUAAAAAGAUGUGUGAGCAGGGAAAUCAAACAGAGCGGUGUGUCCUCUUAAAAGCCUGUUGUUUGUGAAGGUAGAAGUCUGCAGGAGGGAGGGAGGGAGGAGGGGUGUAAGAGGAGCAAAGGUGUUGCGGCUUAAUUAUAUAGUUUGUUGAGAGGAGACGGGGGGGCAGACAGGCAGAUGGCAGUUGACAAAUGUUGGGCAACAGGAGCGGGGUGGGGUGGAGGUGGAGGUGGAGGUGGAGAUGGAGGGGUUUCGCAGUGUGGUCGCAGCACUAAAAGGGGACAAAGGAACUCUGUAAAUAAAUGUUCCAGUUUGAUGUAUAUGUUUUAUUUUUCGACAUCACUGUAACUAACUACUGUAUUAAAGAUGUGUUCUAUGAA
Molecule: messenger RNA, 2564 nt
Organism: Sebastes umbrosus (honeycomb rockfish)
Lineage: Eukaryota; Metazoa; Chordata; Actinopteri; Perciformes; Sebastidae
Product: apelin receptor A
Exons: 1
Coding region: 607-1689 (360 amino acids)
Biological process (GO): immune response; G protein-coupled receptor signaling pathway
Cellular component (GO): membrane
Molecular function (GO): G protein-coupled receptor activity
Source: RefSeq, a predicted model, not a curated record